AUUCCCCCUACUUGAGUCUUGUAGUCUCUCCCAUUUUCGCUUGGACCACGAAAGAUCAAGUGGCAGCGAUAGUGCUGUCCGAUUCCCCACCGUGGGAUUACCGGAACAGCACUAUCGCUACCAAGCUGACUGUCGACCUUGUAGAGGUUAUUGAACGAUGUACCUGGUUAGCAACGGGAUGUGUCGAAGCAAGUGCUGGAAUCUACGAACGAGGCAUUGGAUCUGUCGAAUGACAAUCGAAGGGUUCAGAGCCUGCUGGCGGCUGGUCGCAUUUGCUGGCUGCCGUUUGAAGACGCUGGGCCUCGACCUAAAACUCGUUAGUCUUUCUACUAAGAGUUAGCGAGUCAUUAGCAUAACCAGAUGCGUCUCUUCCAUCGUAUUAGACGGAACAUUUAUUAACCUCUUCGUUAACUUCACGUCCGUUUUCAUUCCGCAUCCGCGUGAGCUCCUUAGAGCUUCAGUUUCCAAUGGAGCCCACAAACAUCAACUCUCUUCCUGAUGAUGUCCUACUCAAGAUUAUUCGGCAAUCCAUUCAACCGGUGUGUACCGAAUCCAACGGCGACACUCCAUGGGACUCCAUACAACCUAAGGCCAGCUACAUCCUGGAGCAUCGUCAAGCUGAGAUCACACUUCACCCGGAAAGCAAGGCAGAUGCAGCGUUCGCCCUCCUCGUCGUGUCGGUCUGCCGACGCUGGCGCUCUCUCGCCCAGCGAUACUUCACCAGCCUUCUUGUCAGAGAGAAUCUCGCUGUCUCGAUCGAAACUCUCACUCACGCCGUCACGUGCUUCCCGAACCUCACGGAUCUGCAUCUGUCCGACGGCAGCGUCAAGUCUCUCGACGACGCGUUCCUCGCUCACCUCGCCUCGUCAUGCCCUAAGCUGACAGCGCUUUACAUGGGACGGAGGAUAGCACGGGUAGAGGAGGAUGAACACCUUAUCACCGAAGCUGGUCUGGAUCGGUUCUUUCAGCAGUGCAGUCACCUGGACCAAUUUGCUUUCCGGUGUCUACAUCGAGAUAUCAAGCUACCCCCCUCCUUUUUCCAGUUGUCGCUGAUGAACACUCUUGCUCUUGCAGACACUGCAGCACUAGAAGCUCCCGGGAUUUCAGUCCUUUCUUCUCUCAGCACUCUCUACAUUGCAUCACCGAAUCUGGACUAUCAGCAGCUUACAAGUCUUGGUCACCUUUCAAGCCUGACCAAACUGUCGAUCCUGGAUAAGAGAAGCCGUCCUUAUUCGUGGGAUCAUUCAGCUGCUCCUUCCGGUGUGCAACUACUUCCUUGCCUGAAGACUCUGGAAAUUGCUACCCCCAAUCAUCCAUUUCUCAUGUUUCCUUUGAGAUCGCCAUGUGCCAGCUUGGAGCAGUUGCUGAUAAGCAGGUCUCACGAGCUCAGGGAGUUUCCUGGCAGCAUUGAAAAUCUGCUGCCAUGCCUGUGUGAGCUGACCAUUCGCUCGUGCAAGUCGUUUGGUCACUUGCCUGGAAGUUUUACUUCUUUGAGUCGUCUGAAGAGCUUGACGAUGUCUGACUGCGAUCUUCACGACCUGCCCACCAAUUUUGGAGAUCUGUCUGCUCUCCAAACUCUGGUGCUGGAAGCUUUACCUCUCUUUGACCUCCCAGACUCCAUCAGCCAACUCACGUCCCUGGAAGCACUCUUCCUGCGCAAUUGCCAAGCCAUUCGCCAGGUGCCAGAAGGGUUCUGCCGGCUCACAUCUCUCAAGACUCUAAGCCUUGUGAACCUGCCAAGAUUAAUACUUCCAAAUGACAUCGGAGAACUUUCGGAUCUCCUAACUUUUCGCCUGGUGCAUGACCGACGGUUAAGGCACCUCCCAUCCUCAUUCACCCAGCUGAUGUCGUUGACAAGGCUGGAGAUCGCUCACUGCAUACUUGGAGAGCUUCCCAAAGCCAUAGGUGAGCUAAGCAAUCUGCAGAAGCUGCAAAUCCAUGGCUGCCCAAUCCGGACCUUCCCAGAGUCCAUCACAUGUCUCAAUCGGCUCGAAGAGAUCCUGCUAAGUCCUGGUAACACAAGCACUGCAAGAGGGUUUCCUACUGUUCCCAAAAGGCUAGAUGGGCUUGUGAGACUUAGAUGCCUGGACCUUGCUGGGUGUGAGCCUCCUGAGUCACUGACAACCUCUCUUGAGAGCUUGAGCUUGGGGAAGCAGAGGCAGGUCAAACCACUGCCGGACCUAUCCAUGCUACGUAAACUCAAGAACUUGAGCCUAGUGCUGGUUGGCACUGAAUAUGCACCAGCGGUAACUAGAAGCAUGCCGCAGCUGACGCGCUUGGAGCUGGUAUUGGGGAGGAGUGUCAGGGAGUUGCUGUUUCCCUUGGCAUUCUUCCCUGAGCUGCGAGUCUUGACAAUCCAGAACGCUGAACUACUGGACUCGCUUCCAGAGAGUCUUGGCUCAGACCUUCAGCAACUUCAGCAGCUGGACAUACACCAAGCUGAAGCAUUGAGACGCCUGCCAGACAGUAUUGCGCAUCUCCAACACUUGACAUCCUUGGAGAUCCAUUCCGCAAACAGUCUGUAUUACCUUUCUGACAUUGGCUCAGUAUCUGGCCUGCGUCAGCUGAACCUGUCCGGCUGUUCAAACCUUCGAGAUUUCCCCACUUCUGUCACCCAGCUUACCUGUCUCACUCGGCUGGAGACCUGUGGUGCCCCCAUCUGGUACCUCCCUUCCGGCCUUACAAAUCUCUCUCGGCUUCGAAGACUCGAUUUGCGCUGGUGUGAAAGCCUGGAGUUGGCGCCUGAGGAUUUGACUGAGCUCAAGUCGCUGCAGUACAUGGGUACUGCAGGCUGCAGCCCACUCUUCCGAAAUUCAAUCAGGUGCUUGGGGUGGUGAUAAUAACCUUUUCAUUUUCAA
Closterium sp. NIES-67 is the source of this 2858-nucleotide messenger RNA. NCBI's taxonomy places the organism in Eukaryota, Viridiplantae, Streptophyta, Zygnematophyceae, Desmidiales, Closteriaceae. The record is from the annotation of a GenBank genome assembly.